This is a messenger RNA of Striga asiatica, 1694 nucleotides long. NCBI's taxonomy places the organism in Eukaryota, Viridiplantae, Streptophyta, Magnoliopsida, Lamiales, Orobanchaceae. The record is from the annotation of a GenBank genome assembly.
UUUUUUUUAAUUAAGAAUAUAAAAUACACGAACAUUCAGCAGCCUGUAUGUUGUGAAAGCGGCAUCCCCUCGCCCAUCGAAGAAGAUGGCUCGAUCUUCUUCGGGAGGAAGAGUAGACAUCUCCGCUACAACGAAGAAGAUCGAUGUGGAUAACCGAAAACCAUUGCAGUUUUACUUUCGCAUCGCGAAUAAUAUUCUCAAGCAGGCUGACAUCUUCCGGGAAGAAGGAAAUAUUGUUGACUUGUAUGUUAUGCUGCUUAGAUUUUCAAGUCUGGUCAAGGAGACAAUUCCUUGCCAUCGAGACUAUAGAACACUUGCACAAGGCAAUAGAAAUGAUCUGAAAAGGAGACUGAUAACUACACUGACUGAGCUUGAGGAAUUGAAACCAGCCGUUCAAGCAAAACUUCAGGAAUUACAAACCAGACAAAUUUGUCAACUAAACAAGCAGCAAAGUUCUUGGAAAAAUGACACUCAGGUAUCUUCAGUUGAAUGGCCCGCCGUCAAACAAAACUGGAACAGUUAUAAUACAAUGAAGACACUGCAGCCAGUUUCUAGCAAAUAUGGGUAUCAAGGUUUGAAGUCUCACUCGCACAUGAAACUCGUGGUGGAGCAUCUGCAUCGAACAUGCUUUGGGCAGCAAAAGAGGGGUAUGGUUGUUCAGCAGUUGAUUGCUGAUUGUAGAACCUGGGGUUUUGAUUCUUUACUUCUGAGGCUUGAGAGUUUGUUUGUCCAGUAUCCAAGCCAUGUAGACUUUGCUCUUCAGAUCCCUAGGGUUAGUAACAUUCCACAUGCUGUCAAAGAUGAGACCACAACCAUGGAGGAUGAUGUUAACUCAGAACAAGAAAAAUCAAAUCUGGAAGCUGUGGUUCAACCGAAAAAUGAUGGCCACCUGAUUAAAGAAUCGGAUUCUCUAAUUUCUUUUGAAACUGUUGAAAGUUCUUCACCAACUGAAAUUAUCAGGCAACCCUCUCCUCCUCCUCUUCUAGCUGAUGUACAGGAUUUGGUCCCAACAUCAACUGCAGCAACUCAGGCAGAAUGUGGAAUAGCAAGCUCUUCAACUGAUGCUUUACCUUGCUCUGAAGAACCCUUGCAGUUGCAUAUAUCAACUGAACUGAUGAACAGUUUUAUGAAGCUAGCGAAGUCAAACACAGAUAAGAACUUAGAAACAUGUGGAGUCCUUGCUGGUUCCCUUAGAAACAGAAAGUUUUUCAUUACUGCCCUCAUUAUUCCGAAGCAAGAAUCGACAUCGGAUUCAUGUCAGACAACGAAUGAGGAGGAAAUAUUUGAAGUGCAGGACAAGCAGUCUCUUUUUCCACUGGGAUGGAUUCAUACGCAUCCUACUCAAUCUUGUUUCAUGUCAUCAAUCGAUGUUCACACCCAUUACUCUUACCAGGUAUGCUUCGUUUGUCUUUCUAAAGUACUUCAUAAAAUAAGCUACCAAGUUACCAACAAGAUUUUGCAUCCCUCAAUUGAAUACCAAUCUUUAGAAAGCAUGUUGGUAUUGAGUACUUCAUAAAAGAAGCUACCAGCAACAUUUUGCAUACCGCAAUUGAACACCAAUAUUUAGAAAGUAUGUUUGGUUUUCUUCACAUUACGAGAAUCUAUAGAAAGGUAAAAUGUCUCUUUAGCCCUAUAUUUUUAUGGUAUGUUGCAAUUUGCAAGUCUGGUAAUAAAUAUGCUUUCUUUGAAUUUCA